This is a messenger RNA of Dermatophagoides farinae (American house dust mite), 709 nucleotides long. RefSeq names its product mitochondrial ribosomal protein L11 (gene mRpL11). Gene Ontology annotation, cellular component: mitochondrial large ribosomal subunit; ribosome. Gene Ontology annotation, molecular function: structural constituent of ribosome; large ribosomal subunit rRNA binding. NCBI's taxonomy places the organism in Eukaryota, Metazoa, Arthropoda, Arachnida, Sarcoptiformes, Pyroglyphidae. Gene Ontology annotation, biological process: translation. The record is from RefSeq and is a predicted model, not a curated record.
AAAAAAUAUCCAUCACAUGAUUUCAAAAUUUCUCUGAAUUUAAAUGAAAAAAUCAUUUGAACAAAAUGUCUAAAUUAAAAUCAGCAAAGAAAGGUGUGGAAAAGGUAAUACAUAGUACACCGUUACGAAUAUGGAUUGGUGCAGGUGUGGCACAACCCGGACCACCACUCGGACCACAACUUGGCCAGCGCGGAAUAAAUAUCGCUCAAUUUUGUAAAGAUUUUAAUGAAAGAACAAAAGAUGUCAAACCCGGUACGCCACUUCCAUGUACAAUCUCUGUCAAGGCGGACAGAAGUUAUGAUAUUCAAAUUCGAGUGCCGCCAAUUAGUUAUUUCAUACGUCAGGCGACCGGACAGGCACGAUUAGCAAUGGACCAAAGUCAAGAAACGGCCGGUAUCUUAAGUUUAAAACAUGUUUACGAGAUUGCUCAAGUGAAAAGUAAAGAUCCACUUUACGAUUGUGUGCCGUUGAAGAAAAUUUGUGAGGAAAUCAUCGAAGAAGCGUUUCAUUGUGGCGUCAAAGUGGUCGACAGAAUUGAUGAACAUAAAUACAUGGAUUUUAUGAAACAAAGACAGGAGAUUGUCGCCAAACAAUUGAAAGAAUUGGAAGAUUUAAAACAAUCGAAACUUUUACGUACUGCUUAAUAGCAGCAUUUUGUAGAUUAAAUUAGUGUAUUCCUUAAUUGAAAAUAAAUUUAUUGAUCUAUUUA